Molecule: messenger RNA, 912 nt
Organism: Exophiala bonariae
Lineage: Eukaryota; Fungi; Ascomycota; Eurotiomycetes; Chaetothyriales; Herpotrichiellaceae
Exons: 4
Coding region: 1-912 (303 amino acids)
Biological process (GO): lipid catabolic process
Source: RefSeq, a predicted model, not a curated record
AUGGCAUCCCUUUUCAUUCUUACCAUACUCAUUUCCUUUCUUUUGAGCCCAAUUGCUGCUCUACCCCUAGCAAUCGAGUCCAGAGCGGUCUCCCAGACUCUAUUAGACCAGCUUUCCUUCUAUGAACAGUAUGCGGCAGCAGCAUACUGCCCGGCAAAUAACUCACCGGGUUCAACAACAGCUAUCACUUGCGAGGCAGGAAACUGUCCACUGGUGCAAACUGCCGGUGCACAAUCUGUCCUUGAAUUUCAGGACGUUGGCAUAUCCGAUGCUACUGGCUACGUUGCCCUAGAUCAUACCAACGGAUUGAUAGUUAUAUCUUUCAGGGGUUCUCGGAGCGUUCGAAACUUCAUCGCAGACAUUAAUUUUGCCUUGGUACCUUGGUCGAUUUGCACUGGUUGUUCCGCACAUGCUGGAUUCCUUGAAUCUUGGCAGAGCGUUAGAUCUAUUGUCCAGGGUGCCGUUGAGGGCGCACGUGUCGCAUAUCCCAACUAUAAAAUCGUAUCGACUGGCCACUCUCUGGGUGGUGCGCUUGCCACACUUGCCGCUGCUGACCUGAGGAAGGGUGGUUACACGAUCGAUCUGUUCACAUACGGAUCGCCAAUGGUAGGCAAUCGCUUACUAGCAACAUUUAUCACCGGACAAACAUCUGCCAACUUCCGCGUCACUCAUGCGCAGGACGUUGUCCCUAAACUUCCUGGCUAUGCAUUUGGCUUUGCACACGUCUCGCCCGAAUAUUGGGUCACUUCGGCCACUGGCGUCGCUGUCACGUCGAAUGAUAUACAGGUCUCGAGUGGCGUCGUCAACUUCAAGGGAAACCAGGGGACCCUGGGGAACAGUAUCGACGACCACCUUUGGUAUUUCAACAACAUUUCAGGUUGUGGAGGAGAUACACUCGAAUUCAAAGAGUAA